CAAGAAAAUACAAUUAUAUCGUCUUUUAAAAAAAAAAAACUUUGUCGCCCACAAUUUUUUGAAGGCAGGGGGAUCUCAUCAUCAAAAUAAUGGCGCUUCACAAUUGAAAAACCACAAACAAGAAUGGGAAAACUCAGGGCAAAAUCUGACUAUGAAGAAAUCAGAAAUGCCCGUCUUCUUGAAAAUCAGGCACGACUGGCCUCACUAGGACUUCAGAAAACAAUCUCAGAACUCAGAUCCAUCACUUCAUCACCAAAAUCUGAUAGGACCAAUGUGAGGAAAUGCCAAAAACUUGACUAUAGCUCCACUCCAUUGCGCCGUUCCGCUCGCUUGAUAGGAAAAUCGCCAUCUUCAAAUGGAGAUUUGGUGAAUUUUCAAGGUCUUGACAGUGAAGAUGACAAGAAUCGACCUGCAAAUGCACCUUUAUUGAGUAUCAGAAGAAGUUUGAGGCCGAAGCUUUCACCAGAUGCUUUGACUCGUCGUUGCACAAGCAAGGGCAGGGGGAGUUUGUAUGAUCCUAUUUAUGGAAUUUGCUGCCAUUUCUGCAGGCAAAAGAAACUAUGCGGUGAGGAAGAUUGCGAACGAUGUGGCAAUCAAGACAUGGAUCAACCUUGCAUAGGAAAAACAGAUUGCUCCAUUUGCCAUUCUAGCAACGGUGUUCUUUGUCGAGCUUGUCUCAAGGUUAGAUAUGGAGAAGAAAUGGAAGAAGUGAAGGCGAAAAAACAAUGGAUAUGUCCUCACUGCAUGGAAGAUAAAGGAAUUAAUCCUUAUUGGAUAUGUAACAGCUCAAUCUGUUUAAAGAAGCGAAAGAUGGCUCCUACCGGGAUAGCCAUAUAUAGAGCUAAGGAGUUGGGGUACAAAUCUGUGGCACAUCUCUUGAUGGACGAGCUCCAACGAGCAGACAAAAGGCGAUGAACGAAGUCAGUUUCAACAUCAAAAUAUGCCUUCCUUCAGGAGCGGAGCAUAUACAAAUAGGUUGUCAACCUUUUGUAACUAAUUUUAGAACUGAGCUGAUCCUACUGCCAGUAAGACACUAUGAAAUCAGAAUCAUCUGAGAACUUAUAAUUA
Olea europaea var. sylvestris is the source of this 1068-nucleotide messenger RNA. RefSeq names its product cell division cycle-associated protein 7-like. The transcript has 8 exons. Lineage: Eukaryota; Viridiplantae; Streptophyta; Magnoliopsida; Lamiales; Oleaceae. The record is from RefSeq and is a predicted model, not a curated record. Gene Ontology annotation, biological process: regulation of DNA-templated transcription. Gene Ontology annotation, cellular component: nucleus. The coding region runs from base 124 to 915 and encodes 263 amino acids.